Aptenodytes forsteri (emperor penguin) is the source of this 1200-nucleotide messenger RNA. Its product is annotated as acid-sensing ion channel 1. Gene Ontology annotation, cellular component: membrane. Gene Ontology annotation, biological process: sodium ion transmembrane transport. The record is from RefSeq and is a predicted model, not a curated record. Lineage: Eukaryota; Metazoa; Chordata; Aves; Sphenisciformes; Spheniscidae.
AUGAGGGCGGGCUCGGAGGGCAGCGGGGAGGGCGAGGGGCUCUCCAGCCUGCGGGCUUUCGCCCACAGCUCCUCGCUGCACGGCAUCAGCCACGUCUUCGCCUACGGGGCCGUGUCGCUGCGCCGCGUGCUGUGGGGCGCCUUCUUCCUGGGCUCACUGGGGCUGCUGCUGCUGGUCUGCGCCGAGCGCAUCGCCUACUUCCUCACCUACCCCCACGUCACCAAGCUGGACGAGGUGGCUGCCCACAACCUCACCUUCCCGGCCAUCACCAUCUGCAACCUCAACGAGUUCCGAUUCUCCAAGAUCACCCGCAACGACAUGUACCACGUGGGCGAGCUGCUGGCGCUGCUCAACGACCGCUACGAGAUCAGCAACCCGCAGCUGGCUGAGCCCCACGUCCUGGCCGCCCUGCGUGACAAGGCCAACUUCAAGAACUUCAAGGCGAAGCCCUUCAGCAUGGCCGAGUUCUACAACCGCACCGGCCACGACCUGGCUGACAUGCUGCUGCAGUGCUCCUUCCGCGGCGCCAACUGCCUCCUUCCGCGCGCCAACUUCACCGCGCGCAACUUCACCGUGAUCUUCACCCGCCUCGGCAAGUGCUACACCUUCAACUCGGGGGGGCCAGGCCGGGAGGUGCUGACCACGCUGCAGGGCGGCGCGGGGAAUGGCCUGGAGCUGAUGCUCAAUGUCCAGCAGGAGGAAUACCUGCCCGUCUGGGGGGACACGGACGAGACCUCCUACGAGGCAGGGGUGAAGGUGCAGAUCCACAGCCAGGAGGAGCCCCCCUUCAUCGACCAGCUGGGUUUUGGUGUGGCACCCGGCUUCCAGACCUUCGUGUCCUGCCAGCAGCAGCGGCUGGUGUACCUGCCCCCACCCUGGGGGGACUGCAAGGCCACCCCCAUCGAGUCCGACUUCUUCACCAACUACAGCAUCACCGCCUGCCGCCUGGACUGCGAGACCCGCUACCUGGCCGAGCACUGCAACUGCCGCAUGGUGCACAUGCCAGGUGAGAGGGGGACAUGCUCACCCACACCCCUCCCAGACUUCCUGGUGAAGAAGGACAGCGAGUACUGUGCCUGCCGUACGCCCUGUGCCAUGGUGCGCUACGGCAAAGAGCUCUCCAUGGUGAAGAUCCCCAGCAAGGCCUCCGCCAGGUACCUGGCCAAGAAGUUCAACAAGACGGAGCAGUACAUCGCGUGA